GUACAACUUUAGUGAUUAUUGUAUUUUAUUUUAUUAUUAGUUUAUUUGUUUUUGCUGUUCGAGUACCGCUUUUAACUCCAGUGUCAAAACGGACAGGGUUUUGCUAUGACACGACUGUUCUGAUUUGACGCGGAAUAUCUAUAAAUAAAUCUUCCGAGUGAACCCGAAAAGAGCCGAGUGAGCGACCUGCUGCCAGGCAGUCAAACGGAGAAGACGAUCGUGUUCAGUUGCCCAGUUUGGCGAACAGAAUGGAAUGAUAGCCAUCACUUUUUGGAGCGAUGUUCAGAUUUGUUUGCCAUGGAAACUGAUACAAUACCCAACUUCUCCUCAAAAGAUGAAGAAAUAGACUUCUGGAAAGCUGUAUCUCUGCAGUACAAGAAAAGCUUCCAAGAGGCUCAGGAGGAGCUGCUGGAGUUCCAGGAGGGGAGUCGUGAACUGGAGGCUGAGCUGGAAGUUCAGCUGAGCCAGGCUGAGCACUGUAUGAAGGACCUGCAUUCUGAGAACCAAAGACUCAAGAACGAAGUGGACACACUCAAGGAUAAGCUGGAGCAGCAGUACGCUCAGAGCUACAAGCAGAUCUCUGUGCUGGAGGAUGACCUCGGCCAAACAAGAAGCAUUAAGGAGCAGCUCCACAAAUACGUCAGAGAGCUAGAGCAGUCAAACGAUGACUUGGAGAGAGCCAAAAGAGCUACAAUCAUGUCUCUGGAGAACUUCGAGCAGCGCCUGAACCAGGCCAUCGAGAGGAACGCCUUCCUCGAGAGUGAGCUGGACGAGAAAGAGUCCCUUCUCGUUUCUGUGCAGAGAUUAAAAGAUGAAGCCAGAGACCUGCGACAGGAGCUUGCUGUGCGGGAGCGGCAGGCAGAUGUAACCAGGAUGUCUGCUCCAAGUUCACCCACCCAGGACAGUGUGAAGAUGGACACUGCUGUGCAGGCCUCCUUUUCCCUCCCUGCUACCCCGCUGAGCAAAGUUCUGGACAACGCCUUUGCCAACCCAACAGUACUCUCAAAUGGCUAUGGCACCAACUCGCCCUUGACUCCCUCUGCCAGAAUAUCAGCCCUCAACAUUGUCAGUGAUUUACUACGGAAAGUAGGGGCUUUGGAAUCCAAACUUGCUGCCUGUAGGAACUUUGCCCGGGACCAGAAAGCAAGGAAGGCAUUCACUAUUGAGAACGGCAACACAAUCGUCAAUACAACCAGCUUUUCACAGUCGCUCCAUACCUCAUAUUUUGAUAAAGCGACAGAGAUGGUCACAUUCCCUGCAUUGAUUCUGGUUGUCCUAAUGCUGUGGUGGUGGUGUUGCUGCAGCAGAGCGAUGAACGGAUUGGAACCUGCAACCCUGCCAGCCAUCACCGCUUCCCCUUCUGCUACCUCGUCAGGUUUGGUGCCCCUCGCUGUGUGAUGUAACGACGCACCAAAAGAUUUGAAGACGCCUGUGUGGAAUACCAAGCAGAAAUUCAAGUGGAUAAUGCUGUCAGACACCUGGAUAUCGUUCCAUUGGACCUGCCCUCUCACACUGUUGUUAAACACCCUGUUCUUGGUGUAUUUAUGGGUCACUGUAUGUGUGUUAUAUUUGCUCUCAUCUUAUUGUACAAAGAGGGGGAACCCUCUGACACAUUUACAGAUCUUUGAGGAUCUCCACUUAUUUGUGAAAUAGUUGCAUAUUAUAAAAAAAAGAAUUAUUAAAUUGUAAUGUGUUCUUGGUUGGAAAAAUUUUCAGAACAUAGCUAAUGUGUACUAUACAUUUUCCUGUGUUUAAGCCCUUCUUCAUAUAGCAAUAACAUCUUAAGUGCACUCAUAUCCAUAGCUAGAACUAUGACUGCUGGAGGAAUAACUGAUUUAAGGGGUCAGUACAUGUGCUGAUUGUGUAUCAGAUUGUUUUAUCUGACACACCGAGUGUCCAUGAGGUGUCAUUUCCAAAUACCUAUUUAAAGCUACAGUGUGUAGGAUUUGUGGUCAUCUAGUGGUGAGGUUGCAGAUUGCAUUAUGCAGGUGCUGGUUAGGAUUUUGUUUCUUUAAUGGGGAUUCAUGUUCCCUUGCUUUAUCUUGUGCUAAGCAGUAUCUUAUAAUGUGCUGUUUCACAAGCGUUCUCAAACUUAACAGCCUGGAUGACCAACCAUUAGACGUUGUAUGGCAGUGCAACCACUGAUUCCUUUUCUUCUUUUUUAUUUUUUUUUCCUCCUUCUUUCGGUUGGUCUUCAUAUGUGCUGUAAAAUACAAUAUGCAGCAUAACUAUGUCUCUUUUGGACUACUGUAUCAACAUGGAGCCUCCGUGAGGGAAUCCAAUCUCAUGUAGAUAUGUAGAAGGGCUCAUUCUAAGCUUAUGAAAACAUUGAUUUGUUCAUUAAUAUUCGAUACCUUACUCCAAUCAAGGAUCACAGAGAUGCCAGUAGUCACAGGGUGUUGCAGGACGAACACAAAUAGACAGACUCAUUUGGGCACCUACAGUCAGUUUAAAGUUUCCAGUUCACCCAACCUGCUUGUCUUUGGAAAUGGGAAGAAGCUGGAACAAACCUACAUGCUCCCCCCCCCCCCCCCCCCCCCAAAAAAAAGAAGGGACUAGACAGGAAGCAACCCCAGGAACUUCUGUGAGGCAAAAGUGCUAACCACUAAGCCACUGCAAUUUGUUGGUGUGUAAUAUACAGUGAGCAGAUGGUUGUGAACACUAUCUGCUAAUAAAUGCUCCUGUGACUUACACACUGUAGCUUUAAAUAUGGAAUCACAAUAGCCUUUUAUUGCAAACUGCAAAAUCUUUGUUUCGCAGCUAUCUGGGGAAAACAAUAAUUGUCAAAAGUAGUGUCCUGAGCUACGUGACAUGUGUUCAGUAUUGGUCAUAUUGAUCUUUUUGUUUUUGUAGAAAUUGAAUUUGUACUUUUUAUUCUGUAAUUGAAUUUUGUUUUCAUGCAGGAAGGUUUUUUUUUUAUUAUUUUGUCAUCACAAAGCCCAUUUUCAGUACUGUACACUACAUCCAACUGAAGCACUUUGUCUUUUCGUCCGUCACUAGGGCUGCAACGGACUAUUUUCAUAAUCGAUUAAUCGAGAAAAUAACUGAUUAAUCUUCUGUUUGUCUGGUCUAUAAAAUGGUGCAAAAUGUCAAUGUCUUGAAAUAUUCACUUUCCUGUCAGGAGUAAAGAUACUACUGAAACUAGAAAAUAUUCACAUUUAAGAAGCUGAAGUCAGAAUUUGGAUUUUUUUUUUUUAAGGACUUAAUGAUUAAUCAAUUAUCAAAAUAGUUAAUUUAAUAGUUAAUUGUUUAAACGUUGCAGUUCUACUUGUCACCUUCAUUUAAGUGCAAUACCACCUGUUUAUUCGAUUGUUUUAAUAAAGUUAUGUAAUAUGUAAA
Thalassophryne amazonica is the source of this 3339-nucleotide messenger RNA. It is a transcript of the gene ndel1a, whose product is annotated as nudE neurodevelopment protein 1-like 1a. The transcript has 10 exons. NCBI's taxonomy places the organism in Eukaryota, Metazoa, Chordata, Actinopteri, Batrachoidiformes, Batrachoididae. The record is from RefSeq and is a predicted model, not a curated record. Bases 298 to 1398 code for a protein of 366 amino acids. Gene Ontology annotation, cellular component: kinetochore; kinesin complex; centrosome. Gene Ontology annotation, molecular function: microtubule binding. Gene Ontology annotation, biological process: microtubule nucleation; mitotic centrosome separation; chromosome segregation.